Drosophila rhopaloa is the source of this 2199-nucleotide messenger RNA. RefSeq names its product nuclear pore complex protein Nup75 (gene Nup75). Gene Ontology annotation, cellular component: nuclear pore outer ring. The record is from RefSeq and is a predicted model, not a curated record. Lineage: Eukaryota; Metazoa; Arthropoda; Insecta; Diptera; Drosophilidae. The transcript has 6 exons. Gene Ontology annotation, molecular function: structural constituent of nuclear pore. Gene Ontology annotation, biological process: mRNA export from nucleus; protein import into nucleus; positive regulation of DNA-templated transcription. Bases 81 to 2087 code for a protein of 668 amino acids.
GUUUACGCGCAUUUCAACACUUGUUGCGGUGGAACGCGCUUUUUGUGUAAUUUUUAGAAAUAUAUACAAUCUGAUCUAAAAUGGACGAUAACAACGUGCCCGCCUUCGAACUCGGAGAUGUCCUGGCCACGCGUUGUGGCAACACACUCACCGGCGUCUUUUUGCCGGGCUCAAGGAUUGCACUCAGCGCGUUCCGGCAAAUUACGCACAGAUCGCGGGACGCUCCCACUGAGACGGCUGGACAGGACCCGGUACUCAUCUACCUGGCCCAGGAAUCAACGUUGUUCGACGAGCCGGUGCUGCGCAGUGUACUUGCGGAGGCGAAUGCCACUUUCGCCACCCUUCAGCAACUGGGUCUGCGGGCCACUCGAGCUGAGUACGUGAACAUAUCUAGGGCAUAUCGUAGUAUCGUGCGCGCCUGCCUUGAGAAGCUCGAGCAGGCCAAGAAGUCGCCGGAGGUGCAAACAGACGAGCCCCGACUGCGCCGCUUCACCGACGCCAUCAUCGUUUUCUACGCAGCGGAGUGCCUGUGGCAUCUGUUCGAGAUUCUCUACAUUCAGAACAAUCAGCUGGUUGUGCCACAACUGCUGGACUGGGCGCGCUUCCAUUCACCGCAAGCGGAGGACCGAGCUACCGAUCUGUUGCUGAUGGCCGAGGAGGCUAGCGAGUCCGAUGACUACUGGAGCAUCCUCAAAUCGCUGAUCAUGCUGGGCGAAAUAGAUGUGACGCGCGCUAUUCUCUCGCAGAAUCGGAAGGCUGUGCAGCCGGCCUUCAAGGCGGCCGAGCUGAUCCUUAAGUCCAUGCCCGUAUACCAAGAAGGCUAUGCCCUGCAGAAGUUCCAUUCGCAGUGGGAGUACUGGCAUGUGGACACGGAGCGUAAGAUCCAGACUGGUCUAUUCGCCACUGAGCCUGAGCUGGAGCAGGUCCUGCGACUGGUCACGGGCGACAACGUGCAGUGGGAUGCUGGCAUCAAGGAGUCCCAGGACUGCUAUGAAUACCUGCCGGGAUACCUGCUCUUCACGAAGCCCACCUGCAAACCCUUCGAGCUGAGGAUUGCCGCCGCCAAUUGGCUGAACCGCUGGCAUUUACUCCGACCGGAAAGGGAACACUCCAACAUGAACCGCAUGAUAAUGCAGCUCAUGGAUCACGAUAUAAGGCUUUUCAUAUACGAAGCCCAGAAGCUGAACGAUACCCACUGGUUUUCCACGCACUUGAUUGAUCUAAUCCAUCAUUGCGGUCAGCUGAAGAGUUACUUUGACCAGAACAACAUAGAUCUUCCUGCCUUGCGCCACUCAAUGAUCUACGAGUAUGGCAGCUAUCUGAUGUCAUCGCACAAUCUGUGGCAGUUGGGCAUUGACUACCUAGACUGCUGCAAGCAGGAGGGUCAGGCUGCUAUCGAGCUGCUUUUGCCCCGCAUCUCUUUGCGCAGUGAGCGGCAGGCCACCAAGUUGAUCAACCUAGCCAGGCAGCGGGGACUGACGAGCGUGGAACAGGAGAUCUGCAAGGUGCUAUCAAAGCGAUCCUAUGAUGGAGAGCGCUACGGCAAUGCCCUAGAGUGGGCCAUUCGCUCCAAAGACGUGCUGGUGGUUACGGCGGUUGCGGACUUUAUUUUGAAGCAUUACUCGAGGACAGGAAACAUGCUCUGCCCGGACACCAUAGCCAAUGUGGGAGGUCGAAUGUUCAUCUCACCACGCUUGGUUUUUCUCUCCAAGUACUAUGAGUUCUACGAAUUCUAUCGAACCCGCGAUUUUCUGUCUGCCUCAGAGCUUCUGGUGAAUCUGCUGGAAUCCAGAAUCACCCCAGACUAUUUCUGGCCUUCGCUGCUCAUCGAUUCCAUGCCUCUGCUGGAGUCGAAGGAUCCAAAAAUUUUCGCCAAGGAAACUGUGGCCAUUCUCCAUCAUAUUGAAACAGAACUGGUGCCAAUCAUCGAACGCGACGUGACCAAAUAUGGAAAGCACCACACAGAGACUGUGUUCAAGGACUACCGGGUUGAGAAUGUCGACGAAAUCCUGAACCUUAUGCGCCUGGCCUGCGCCCGCAAUUUGGCCAGAGCAUUGAUUAUUGAGAACACUAUGCCAGUGGCGUGAUUUCGAAUGCAUUUUUAGUGUAAUUUAUUUUGUAUUUUUCGCUUUUCCAAUACAUCGUAAUUUGUUAUAGAUUGUAUGCAUUGCUAACUUGUAUUUAUACGCAUUUUGCUUA